CAUAACCAUACAAAUAAGAAAGAGAGAAUUAAGACAUAAACAAGACAAACAAGACAAACAAGAAAAAGAGAAUUAAAAUUAGUACAUAAAAAUGGUGGUCGCUAAUGAUCUCUCGCCCAAGAUUCACCCCAGAGUUCUCAUCGUCUCUCGUCGGACUCUCCGUAAGAACAAGUACGUGGACUUCGUAGGAGAAUACCAUCUCGAUCUCAUUGUCUCCUCCGGUGCCGUCCCUGUCAUCGUGCCUCGUGUCAAUGGGAUCCAUUCUAUGCUCCAGAGCUUCGAGCCCAUCCAUGGCGUCCUUCUCUGCGAAGGAGAAGAUGUAGAUCCUUCUCUCUAUGCCGACGCAGAAUCCUCAGGUCUCUCACCGGAAGACAUGGAGGAGAUCAAGAAGGUGCAUGCAGGGGACAUGACCAUCGACCGAGAGAAAGACAGCAUUGAACUGACCCUAGCUAGACUCUGUCUUGAAAGAAACAUUCCUUUCUUAGGCAUUUGUCGUGGCUCUCAGAUUCUCAACGUUGCCGCAGGUGGAACUCUUUACCAAGACAUCGACAAAGAACUCGGAACUACAACAACGACGACUAAGCAUAUAGAUUAUGACAACUACGAUGGACACAGGCACGAGGCUAGAAUCGUGGAGGAGACGCCGUUGCAUACGCUGUUCAAGGAGAUGGAGAUAAUGGUGAACUCGUAUCACCAUCAAGGUGUGAAGAGACUGGCGCAACGUUUUGCGCCCAUGGCUUACGCUCCUGAUGGUUUGAUUGAAGGAUUUUAUGAUCCGAAUCGCUAUGAUCCAAAGGAAGGUCAAUUCUUGAUGGGUCUGCAGUUUCAUCCCGAGAGGAUGAGGCUUUCGGGCUCUGAUGAGUUUGAUUAUCCAGGCUGCGCUUUAGUUUAUCAGGAGUUUGUGAAAGCUGUGAUCGCAUUUCAGAAGAAACAAGUAAACGCAACACAGAUGGAGAUGAAGAGAAAGACAACGACGCUCGUCAAAAGCUUCUCCCAAGCCGAGUUUCUAGAGGCAAAUACGGUUCUAAGCAAGCAACAAGAGAAUAGGCUGAAGCAGAUGGGAGCGACGGUGAGGAACUCAUGUGUGUAUAUGAAACGGAUGAAAAGGAAAGAGGAGCAAGAGAGAGCAAUGGACAAAUUUUCCGCGGAGCGGUUGUCUGAUCUACUUUCCUUCCACCAUAUGAUGGCUCGUCUUUGCUCCGAUGCCAUCAAGAGGAAACUACUAGAACCCGAAGCCACAGAUAGGACCAUUGAAUCCUCUUUUUUUCUCAACUAUUAGCUUUUAUUGCAAAAACAGUGUUACACAUAAUAAGAAAACUAGCAUUCCGUGCACUUACAGAAGCUACCAACUGAAAACUUUUGACGGUAUCCUAUAUGUAUGGUUUCCUCAGGACA
Molecule: messenger RNA, 1395 nt
Organism: Arabidopsis lyrata subsp. lyrata
Lineage: Eukaryota; Viridiplantae; Streptophyta; Magnoliopsida; Brassicales; Brassicaceae
Product: protein NtpR
Exons: 2
Coding region: 92-1279 (395 amino acids)
Cellular component (GO): cytosol
Molecular function (GO): hydrolase activity, acting on carbon-nitrogen (but not peptide) bonds, in linear amides
Source: RefSeq, a predicted model, not a curated record